Messenger RNA from Guillardia theta CCMP2712, 552 nucleotides. RefSeq lists its product as hypothetical. The transcript is spliced from 2 exons. Bases 1 to 552 code for a protein of 183 amino acids. The record is from RefSeq and is a predicted model, not a curated record. Lineage: Eukaryota; Cryptophyceae; Pyrenomonadales; Geminigeraceae.
AUGAACGAAGUCGUGCGCCUCAACGAAGAAGGUCGCCAGAGGAUGCUUCUGGGCACGGAGAGAUCUCGAGCGUUCAUCCCUCUUGCCAUCUCGACGGACGGUACCCUGCAUCCUGACACCCUCCGCUUCAUCUGGUAUUUGGCGGACAUCAUUGCUCAGCGCUCGAUGCCUCUUGAGGAUGCGGCGUUUGGUCGGCACUUCGUGCCUGAUGACGGCCCUGCUGCUGAGGUCUUGGCUCGCAAACGCGCCGCCACCUAUCAGCGCCUCACCAUGCAGCUGACGCUGGAGGCGCUCUUGUCUGGUGCGAGGCGCAUGACGCCCUUGCGGGCGCAAGCACUUCUCGAGCCAGAGGACAGCUCCUCCUCGGACUUUGUCGAGUCGCCCGAGGGGGAGUCUUCGCCGGAGGUCUCCGACUCCGAUGGGGGAAACCCUUCGAGUGGCCCCGACGAUCGGCGCGGAGCUGGCGAAGCGUCUCCGUCCCUCACUGUGACGUCGGGUGCCUCCGGAGAGCUCGACACCACUGGGUCGGCUGCCUCCGGGUAUCGCGUGUAA